GCCAUUGCAGAGUGCAGGAAGGGCUGUAUCUGGCAACACUGCUGGUCAAUGCAGCUUCCGGUGGCAUUAUCGUAAUAUGAUUGGUCGGGUGUCGGCCAUGCUCCACCAUGUGGCGGCGGCUUCACUUCUCCUCCUGGCAACCCCGGGCUUCGGAAACCUCAGUCCCCAGCCCCUUCCGAGCCCCGUGAACCCCCCUUCCCCUCCCCUCUCCCCCUCCUCCCUCUCCCCAGACCCUCAUGACCUGAUCCCCUCCCUGUCACGUGACCAGCUGCCCGCCCCGCUGCAUGACCCCAGCGAGCCGGCGGAGAACUUCCUUCGCAGUCUCGGUCCUUCUCGAGCCGAGGACCCCCCGUCGGCCCCCCCGUCGGCCCCGCGCACCGAAGACCCGAUCUUUGAGGACACGGAGCCGCCCCCGACCUCCGCCCCGAGGACACGCCCCUCCCGCCCUUCGUCCCGUCCCCCGUCGACCCCUACCAGCCCCUGCCGGCCGUCCUCCCCCACCACGGCGUCGGGGAGAGCGCCAACCUCCCCCCCCACCUCGGCGUCGGGGAGGGCGCGACGGGCCCCCCCACCAACGCCCUCACCCCGUUCCUCCAGCUCGCCAACGCCACCGGGGGGAUCUCCAUCACGGAACUCCCCGAGCACAACGCCACCCUCUCCCACGAGGAGUUCAAUAGCAUCCUGACGCGGUUCAGCCUGGACGCCCUCCAAGCCACACAGAUCGCCGAGCGCCUGGGCAUCAGCGGCUCGGGCGUCGCGGCGCUGGAGCAGCACCUCAUGCUCGGAGGGAACCUGGAGGGCCCUGGAGGAGCGGGCGACCGGCCCCACGCCCUCCCGCUCGACCGCAACCCCAGGACGACGCCCCAGCGGAGGAGGGACGGCAACGGCUUGUCGAGGGCCACCAAGAGGCUGUUCCUCGGCGACCAGUCCCUCUGCUACAGCGGAAGUUGCGAGUUCUUCCUCUUCUGCUGGCUCGGCGGCGGCCUGAUCGACGGCGGCUGCGGGGGCUUCCUCUUCGCCUGCUGCUCGAGGCCCAACAACCGGGGGCAGCGCGGCCACGAGUCCUACCGGGACGACAAGACGGGCUUCGUCCCCAUCGACUACGGCCCCAUCAGGAACGACAGAGACUGCGGACUUAGUGCCAGCAGCCGUUUGUCCGCCCAGAGAAGGAUCGUCGGAGGCACUGAAGCAGGGUUCGGCUCCUUCCCUUGGACGGCUUAUAUCAGAAUUGGAUCCAGUCGAUGUGGUGGCUCCCUUAUCAACCAGUAUCACGUGGUCACUGCUGGACACUGUGUAGCGAGGGCGCGAGCACAUCAGAUCCGAGUGACUCUUGGAGACUACAUCCUCAACUCUGACAAGGAGCACUUCAACCCUCGAAUCUACGGGGCUUCGGAAAUUAAGGUCCAUCCGAACUUCAAAUUCACGCCCCAAGCCGACCGGUUCGACGUGGCCGUGAUCACCCUGGACGCCCCCGUGGCCUACGAACCGCACAUCCAGCCCAUCUGCCUGCCGGAGAAAGGGACCGACUGGCUGGGGAGCAUCGCGUGGGCUGCCGGUUGGGGCGCGCUGCAGGCCGGCUCGAAGCUCCGGCCGAAGACGCUGCAGGUGGUGGACGUGCCCAUCCUGGACUCCCGCCUGUGCGAGGACUGGCACCGGCAGAGGGGCAUCAACGUCAUUAUCCACGACGAAAUGAUGUGUGCAGGGUACAACCAGGGCGGCAAAGACUCGUGUCAGGGCGAUUCUGGGGGUCCCCUGAUGAUCCAGGACGGCGGGCGCUGGUACCUGGCUGGUAUCGUGUCCGCCGGGUACUCGUGCGCCCAGUCCAAGCAGCCAGGAAUAUACCACAAAGUAUCCUACACGUCUGACUGGAUAUCCUACGCCGCGAGAAGCUGAGAGAUGUAGGAUAUCCAAAAUAGUCCUACUUAACGAGGUCUUCUCCCUGGCUUCCUUGGGUCCUAACCUGGGGACAGUUAGGGGUCUUGUGUAUAAAGCUCGCUCACCCCAGUAUGUGUUAAUCCUUACGUGGCGAUACUACUCAAAAAAGAAAGAAAAAAAGAAAAGAAUAGAAAAGAAAGAGAUUUUUUUGAGUUCAUAUGGAAAGACUUGUCAUUUAAGUUUUUGAAAAUUUAGAUGGAAGUUUCUGUCAUGUAUCAUUUUUGAGGGAAAAUAGUAGCAUUAUGAAAUAAAGAAAACAAAACAAAAAAGAAAAGAAAAUCAGUGAAUGAUCAUAUGAUUAUGAUGAUAGAUUAAGGUCAGAUAACAAUUUUUUGGGUAGUGACGUCACAGAUAUGAAAACCUUUCAGUCAGGGAGCGUCUUUGUGAUGACGUCAUCAAGAUGGAGCCCACCUUCCCUGUGAUACCACCUCAUUAAUUUAAUGUAAAAAAAUGGCGUUAUUCUGAUUAGCGUAGUUUGAAAAAAAUCAUAAUAUUAUUAGGUAUCGAAUCCCAUUUCUAGGAAAAUAUCCAUCCGGUUUCUUAAUUUUUUGAGUGGUCGUGGAUUUACAAUAAAAAAAAAAAAUAAAAUAAAACUUGAUUCGUUAGAUUCUGUUUUUGAGAGAGAAUGAAAAAAGUAAUAUAGUUUAUACAAUUUUAGAUGCAGUAUUAUGGACGAAACAAUGAAAAGCCACACCCUAAAUCUGUCAAAUCGAUGUAGGUUAGGAUUUCUCAGCCACCGAACCCGCGACCUGCAACGGACCUACUCAGGGGAUUUAUCAUCUUUUGUCACUUACAUUUAUAGCUCAGACUUUGGCGUCGAUCUUCCUUAUGUCUUCUGUUCCAUAGAGUGUAUUAGCUUGCCAAAGAAGUGAGGAAGAUGGUGUUCCAAAAAAGAAAAUUCGUUUAAGGAAAUCACAGAACAGAAUAUAAAUUGAUUUCUAAUUUUGUCUUCUGGAUUUCUAGUCGGGGAAACCAUAGAAAAUGGACUGGAUUCCAAUUUUCUUUUUAAGCAGUAACUAUUUUUGUUUUGUUUUGCGUGUUGAUUGUGACAGAAUCCACGCCGUUGACUUAUGGGGCCGCUGGCAGCUCCAUUUAAUUGUUUUAGUAGAUUAUUAGCAAGUAACUUAUCUAUUGCAGUAUAUAAUAAAUACACAUGAUUUUUUUCCUUGUGAAAAAAACAGGUGAUGAAAAUGAUAAAAAAACAACCGUGUCAAAGGUAUGUGUUGUAUUGUAUAUUAUUAUUAUUUUUAGGUAUGGCAACAGCAUACACAAUAGCUCACAUCUAUGUUUACAAUGUGUAUUGUUUUUAGUGGAAGACUCGCAUACAUAAACAUGGCCGACCGUUAUGGCGGGAAAUUUACUCGAAUUAACCCUCUCUCACAUAUCGUUAUUUAAUUUCAAUCAUUUUCGUCUUUUACUCUCUGGUGAAAUAAACAGUUUUUUUUCUAUAAUAUUAUUUUUCUCUUCUCAGUCUUUAUCACUACGAUCUCUGUCAGCUGUUUCUUUAUGCAAUCUUCCAUCUUUUUAUUUGGUUUAAUCUAUGUACUGUUUUGUUUUUGUUGUCUCCGCGGGCUGGUUCCGCAAUGUAUACUUUAUUGUAUAUGAUGUGUAUAUACAAUAUAUUUUUAAUUACUGAAAAGAUUUUUUAAAAAACA
Penaeus vannamei (Pacific white shrimp) is the source of this 3590-nucleotide messenger RNA. The record is from RefSeq and is a predicted model, not a curated record. Lineage: Eukaryota; Metazoa; Arthropoda; Malacostraca; Decapoda; Penaeidae.